CGUUGACCGUCGUCGGAACCGUCUACCUUCAAAUUUUUCUCUUUUGAUUUCCUGCUUUUUGAUCGUCUCUUCAUAGUUUCUUGAUUUGAUAAACCACCCAGUUUUCGUCGUCGUCGUCGGGCUCCUUACGUCCAUCGGGAUUAUUGUCACCUUGGCGCCUGGGAAAUCUCCACCUCAUCCACUUUUUGAAUCGUCAAGAGACCCAUUCCUUGAACAUGGCUGUUGCUGUGGACGAGGCAACCGCUGAUUUGAAACUGCUUUCUCAGCCAUCAGACCCUCAGGCAGUCCCUGGGUCACAGGCACCCCCCUCUGCAGCCGAUCCAGACGCAAAGACCAAUGGACAUACCACGGAUACUUCUGGCAUACCCCAAGUAAACGUCAAUGGCGAGCCCGUGAGCAGUCUUCGCCUGUCAGCAAGUUUUUGCCGUGUAGAUGCGGAGGAUGCGAGAUGGGGCUCCAAUUUUUGGGUGACUUUAGUAGAUCCGCAGACUAGUACUGUAUUCUUCGCGUGCCCUGCGACUGGACAAGUGAGCUGGGAUCCACCAGCUGGUACGUUUGUUUUGCCUCCGAGUACGGAGGGAGAGUGGUGGGAGCUCAGUGAUGACUCCCGAGGUGGAAUUCCAUACUAUUAUCAAACAAAGACAGGGGAGACAGUUUGGGAACGUCCAGAUGGUUUUGUUAUUCCCCUGACUAUCAUUCAACAAACCGCCCUGGGUCGUCGCCUCUCGCAAACUGGCAUGCGCAAAACGACUUCGGAUUCCCCUUUAGCGCCAGGCCGGUCUCCCUGUAUAACUCGGACUCGCUCACAGGCAAGCAUAAAAGAUGCACAUCAUACAUCACUCCGUUCCAACGAGCCCCCGUUGCCCAGACACUCGUUAUCAUCUAUGCGGAGUUCGCCAGGAAGGAUGUCGGCUUCUGGCGCUAGUCCGACCAAGAAGCCUCCUACCGUAAGGCGCUCAUUCACCACAGACCAAUAUAGCCACCCAGGCACCCCUCGUGGAUGGACAAAUGGACAUCAUCUACCCCCUAUACCCGCUUCUCCAUACGCAACGGAACCUUCCACGCCAUCCUCACGAAAAUCAUUGUCAACGCCACCUGCCAAGGUUGCAGCGAACGGAAGUACACGAUCGAGUCGCCACAAAGAAAAAGACAAACGUUUAACUUCAGAUAUCAAUGACACCUCACCAUCGCGAUCGCGGGCCAAAUCAUCCUCAUAUGUACCACACCGAUCCCCCGUCCCACAAAGUCUCAACGCUGCUGUGGAGAUGUUGUCAUUUUCUGAGCGACGGGCUGCUUCUGACAUUGGUCACGGGCUACCACCGUCAUCCCCACCGGCCAUGGAUAAACCACGGCCAAGCACAAACCAUUCUCCCAAAGAGAAGGCGAAUGAGAAACGAGAGGUUCCUCAAACUCCAAAGUUGGCUCCGGGCAACAGUUUUUGGAUGGCACGUAGUACGUCGACCCCUCCCACUACAGUACUCGGUAAGACUAUCAGCCAUCCUGUUCUCAACAAAGAGGCAACCAAGAACAUGAGCGCCGUCAAGAGCCCCACAGGAGGAAAACCAAUUCCAAUCACCAGGCAACCUAAUCACCCUGCUCCUACUACAACUUUAGCAUCUGGCACAUAUCCUGCCCUUCCUCAUGACCUCGCAUCAGACAUUCAACAAUUUGUCGAAUCAGACUAUGCAAGACAAUAUUUCUCGACACAUCGUACAGGCUUCAUCUUCAGGCGUAAGGUUCCCGUUGCACAGAUGAUGACAUGGCAAAAGGCGCCCCUCAGCUCGCCGCUUCUCACAUUGAAUCGUUCGCUCAAGAACGAUGCAGUCCGGAUCUUCAAAGUCAUCCAACACAUCAUGGGCGAUCGUGAACGUGAGAAAUCUGCCGGUAUACCCGUUCACAAUAGUUCUGUGCACUCCCUUACGGGAGGCACCGUUGGCUUACUAGAGGAAGAGCGAUGGUUACUUGGGGAAGGUUUGGCUCAUGGCGAGCUAAGGGAUGAGAUAUAUUGUCAGUUGAUGAAGCAGCUCAACGGGAAUCCCAAUACAGAAAGCGUUUUUAAAGGCUGGCAAAUGCUCUGCGUACUCCUCACUGCUUUCCCGCCCUCGAAGAACUUUGAGACCUACCUGCGUUCCUUUAUGCAACAGCGAACGGCUCAGCAAGAGGGCAGGGUUGACGUAAUAGCCAAGCACUGCCUCCGCCGUCUGGUUGCGAUCUCGAAGAAAGGACCACGCGGAAAACCUCCGACGAUGGCAGAGAUCGAGACGGCAUCGGACGCCGCCUUCAAUCCGUCCACAUUUGGAGAAUCACUGGACGCGACGAUGCGCCUGCAAGAGCGUAACUACCCACACGAAAAGAUUCCCAUCAUUCUCCCAUUCCUCGCAGACGGUAUUCUCGCUCUUGGAGGCAUGAAAGCGGAAGGCAUCUUCCGCGUUCCUGGGGAUAGCGACUCCGUGUCAGAACUGAAGUUGCGCAUUGAUAGGGGCUAUUAUACGCUUGACAGCGUUGAUGAUCCGCAUGUCCUAGCUUCGUUGCUGAAGCUCUGGUUGCGUGAGUUAUGCGACCCACUGGUACCCGAAGAGAUGUACAACGACUGCAUCACGCAUUCUCACGAACCUGAAACGUGCAUACAGCUCAUUAGACGUCUGCCUACGAUAAACAGACGGGUCGUUAUUUUUCUAAUCAGCUUCUUGCAGUUCUUUUUGGAGGAGAAGGUACAGACGGCGACGAAGAUGACGUCGGCGAAUCUGGCACUGGUGAUGGCGCCAAACUUGCUCAGGUGUAAUUCGGAAUCUAUGACCGUCGUGUUCACAAAUGCCCAGUACGAACAAGUGUUCGUCUAUAAUCUUUUGAUGCAUCUCAAGUGCGAUCAAAUUGACGCGGAUUAUGUUCCCGUCCAUGGCCUUGGUGCCAGUCUACCAUCACCCCCACAACCUCGCGUUUCUAAAUCUCGCAACAGAAAGUGAACCAUACCUACCAUGCUAUCGUAUAUCCACCAUCUUUUUCUAUACCCACCAUCCAACUUGAUAUUGCAUUCACGUACAUACAUUUUUUUUGCUCAGUCCUUGCAAGUGUACCUGCUAUCAUCUAUCAUCUUCAAACUCUACUGUCAUUCAUCAGAGUGCACGCUCCUACCUCUCCUUGUUAAUUACGACAAAACACGUAUAGGUUAAUACGCUAUUUGAAUUCCAACUGGUC
Suillus discolor is the source of this 3195-nucleotide messenger RNA. RefSeq lists its product as uncharacterized. Gene Ontology annotation, cellular component: cytoskeleton; cytoplasm. The transcript has 9 exons. Gene Ontology annotation, biological process: signal transduction. The coding region runs from base 216 to 2963 and encodes 915 amino acids. Lineage: Eukaryota; Fungi; Basidiomycota; Agaricomycetes; Boletales; Suillaceae. The record is from RefSeq and is a predicted model, not a curated record. Gene Ontology annotation, molecular function: protein binding; GTPase activator activity.